AUGAAUUCAAACAAGACACUACGAGACUUACUCACCCAACAGAAGCCGGUUUUUGAAAAUUAUGUAAGACGUCCUAGCUACGAUUCAUAUGAUGAGAAUUUUCCAACUAUCAAUGAUGUCCGCCUGUGGAACGCUUUCAACAUGGACUAUCUUAAGAAUAGCGACCUCUCCCUCAUCCUCGACUACGAAAUACCCCAUCAGAAAGAAAGUCACAUUACGAAUCAACAAGACGAUGAUGACAACAGUCCUGACACAGCCUAUUUUUAUAAUCAGCCUCUUAUAGCCCAGAAUGCUGCGUUGAUGGAACAAGCUCUCACUACUGUCAUAAGCCAUCACAAAGGCUCAGCAGGGAAAAGACUUUGGAACACAUGGCAAGAUGGUUAUCAUACGACCGUAUUCAACAUCCCAGGUGUGGAAGAUUCCCUACUGGAUCACAUCAUUGCGCUUGACUCCGAUGGCUCGCGGCGGGCCCUGGUGGCUGGCAUUGGGAGGCCGAAUAGGAGAUUCCAGGCAAAUCAACUUCUAAGUCCAAAUUCGCAGAGGAGGAAAUUGCAACAAAACUGUGUACAUAUUCUUGCGCAGCUUGCACACGUGUGUGCUGCUGUAGACAUUACGUAUGGGUACAUUCAAACAGAAGCACAAUUGGUCGUAUGCCACUUCAUAAAGUCCGAAAAAGCGAAUACGAUGGACGUGGAGAUCAUGCCCAUCCCAAUGUCUCCGUAUGAAAAAAAAGAGUUCACUGCAGACCUUGGUCUGUUUUGGCUCUGCAUGAUGUCGUUUUCGGAUGACUAUCAACCCCUUACAUGUGAAGCUAAGGUUGAACAGCUUCUUUCAGGUCCCCAGGAGAAAUAUGGGGCUGUUAACGCCGCCAUAGAGCUGCUACAUAAUGUAGCCUCGCGCUCAGACGGACAAGCGGCUGAGACUAUCAGAGUCGCUAUAAAUAAGCUCAGGGGGUUGACCUUGCACCCAAAGGAUGCAACUUUUACAAAUGCUAUAAAACUGCUAGAGCUUAUAGCGAAAAUCCCAACCCAAAAAGAGACCAACACCACGGACCAAGAAAGGGCUGGGAUAUUCAACCAUUCUACCGCUGAGCCACAGAAUGCAGGCCCGUCCAUGAACUAUCCAAUGACUGGAAUGUUCGGCACUUUUACUGCGCAGCCAGAGAAUAUGAGCCCGUCCAUGAACUAUCCAAUGACUGGAAUGUUCGGUACUUUUACUGCGCAGCCAGACAAUAUGGGCCCGUCCAUGAACCAUCCAAUGAGUGGGACGUUCAACACUUUUACUGCGCAGCCAGAAAAUGCAGCCUCGUUCCCUUAUCAAGGAAAUCAAGGAAUGGCCUGGAGUCCCGUGACUCCCAUAACUCCUAUGUUCGGGACGGGGGGCGGAUAUCCUGCGGUUUGA
This is a messenger RNA of Hypoxylon fragiforme, 1401 nucleotides long. RefSeq lists its product as uncharacterized. Lineage: Eukaryota; Fungi; Ascomycota; Sordariomycetes; Xylariales; Hypoxylaceae. The record is from RefSeq and is a predicted model, not a curated record. The transcript has a single exon. The coding region runs from base 1 to 1401 and encodes 466 amino acids.